ACGGAAGUCAGCACUGGCGGUGGUGGCGGCCUCGUCAGCCUAGCAGCAGGAAGAGGAUGUUUGCUUCCAGUGAAAGAAUAAUAUCACCUGAUCGCAAGUCUUUCUAACAGAGAAAAUCACCGGAUAGCAUUUUCUGCAGAGUCUGCUGUGGAUUUAAGCGGCACAUUCCCCUCACCCGGAGCCGGCCUCUGUGAGCCUGAAGCAGGGCGCUGGACAAAAUGUCCCUGUUCCAGUCGGCACUGGAUUUCCUAGCCGGGCCCGGCUCGUCCGGAGGUGCCAGCCGGGACCAGAAUGAUUUCGUCGGACAGAUCGUUGAGCUCGGCGACAUGAAACUGAGGAUCAAGAGGGUGAUCGCGGAAGGAGGAUUUGCCUUUGUGUAUGAAGCCCAGGACAUGAGCAGUGGUAAAGACUACGCCCUCAAGAGGCUGCUGUCCAACGAGGAAGAGAAGAACAAGGAAAUCAUACAGGAAGUCUGCUUCAUGAAAAAGCUGUCAGGUCAUCCCAACAUGGUUCAGUUCUGCUCUGCUGCCUCCAUCAGUAAGGAGGAAUCAGACACGGGACAGGCAGAGUUCUUGAUCCUCACAGAGUUGUGUAAAGGUCAGCUGGUGGACUUUAUAAAGCGGGUAGAGCAGAGGGCUCCCCUGUCAUGUGACACCGUGCUGAAAGUCUUCUACCAGUCGUGCCGCGCCGUGCAGCACAUGCACAAACAGAAGCCUCCGAUCACACACAGAGACCUCAAGAUUGAGAACCUCUUGAUUAGUAACCAGGGCACCAUCAAGCUGUGUGACUUUGGCAGCGCCACCACAGUGUCACAUUACCCCGACUACAGCUGGUCGGCACAGAAGAGGUCCAUGGUGGAGGACGAGAUCACAAGGAACACCACUCCAGCGUACCGGACGCCAGAGAUGAUCGAUCUCUACUCCAACUUUCCCAUCAAUGAGAAACAGGACAUCUGGGCCUUGGGAUGCAUCCUCUACCUGUUGUGUUUUAAGCAGCACCCAUUCGAGGAAGGAGCCAAGCUGCAAAUCGUCAACGGAAAAUACUCCAUCCCUCAGAAUGACGUCAAAUACACCGUGUAUCACAACCUCAUACGUUCUAUGUUGAAGGUGAACCCAGAGGAGCGUCUGUCUAUUACAGAGUUGGUCAACCAGCUCCAGGAGAUAGCAGCAGCACGCAACGUCAACCCCAAGUCUCCCAUUACAGAGCUGCUGGAGCAGAACGGAGGGUUCGGCAACAACGGAGCCCAGCCGCCCAUGCAGAUCCACAACGUCCAGAACAAUGCAGGCAUAUACGAUCCUGAUCAGGCAGGCAGCGGCCUCUUCGAUAUCUUGAGGGGAGGAACCGAACGCUUCCUGACCAACAUAAAGGACACUUCCUCUAAGGUCAUCCAAUCAGUAGCAAACUAUGCCAAAGGGGACCUAGAUAUUUCAUAUAUCACCUCCAGAAUAGCAGUCAUGUCCUUCCCAGCAGAAGGGGUGGAGUCGGCAAUAAAAAACAACAUUGAGGACGUCCGUCUCUUCCUGGAUUCCCGUCAUGCGGGCCACUAUGCUGUCUACAACCUCUCCAAACGAUCAUACAGGCCUUCUCGGUUCCACAACAGGGUGUCAGAGUGUAACUGGCAAGUGCGCCGCGCCCCCAACCUCCGCAGCCUCUACAGUGUGUGUAAGAACAUGCAUCUAUGGCUCAAACAAGACCAGAGGAACAUCUGUAUAGUACACUGUCUGGACGGUAGGGCAGCAUCAGCCGUAGCAGUUUGCUCCUUCCUGUGUUUCUGUCGCCUUUUCACCACAGCUGAGGCUGCUGUCUACAUGUUCUCAAUGAAACGCUGCCCGCCUGGUAUAGCACCCUCACACAAGAGGUAUAUAGAGUAUAUGUGCGAUAUGAUGGCAGAGGAGCCCAUCGUCCCACACAGCAAGCCCAUAAUAAUUCGCUCUAUCGUCAUGACACCCGUGCCGCUGUUCAAUAAGCAGCGUAAUGGGUGCAGGCCGUUCUGCGAAGUCUAUGUGGGCGACGAGAGAGUCCUCACCACAUCACAGGAGUACGACAAGAUGAAGGAUUUUAAGAUGGAAGAUGGCAAAGCAGAGAUUCCCCUCAAUGUGACAGUCCAAGGAGAUGUACUGGUGGUGAUCUACCAUGCGAGAUCUACACUGGGAGGACGUCUGCAGGCCAAGAUGGCAUCCAUGAAGAUGUUUCAGAUCCAGUUCCACACAGGCUUCGUCCCCAGAAAUGCGACCACUGUAAAGUUUGCCAAGUAUGACUUGGAUGCCUGUGAUAUCCAGGAGAAGUACCCCGACUUGUUCCAGGUCAACUUGGACAUCGAGGUGGAAUCCAGAGACAGACCCAGCACCAAGACGCCUCCUUGGGAGGGCUUUCAAACCAAGGGCCUCAACCCUAAAAUCCUUUUCUCCUCUCGUGAUGAACAGCAGGAGAUCCUCAGCAAGUUUGGUAAGCCCGAGCUGCCUCGUCAGCCUGGUUCCUCUGCAUUUUAUGACUCUGAGUCGCCCCAGCCUGCUCAGACCCCAGAAGGCUCCAAUGCAACAGAACCAGAAUCUCCUGUGAGCACCGAUAGCAACGCCAACAACUUCUUCCAGACUCUGGACUGGGAAGAUGUGGGUGGCCAUCAGGAGACCUCAGAAAGUCAAGGAGGGGGAUCCAUGAAUGACCAGGAGGAUCUGAGUGAUCAGUCCGAAGGAGAGUCCUACUCUUACUCUGCCCCCAGCGGGGAGCCACUGUCACGUGACCCCAGUGAACCGCUGUUUGAUGCUGACUUCCAGAGCACCCCUCCUGCAGCACAGGACUCUCCCAUCGGUGACACAGCUGACCUCCUGGGGUUGAAUUCUGACCCUUCCAUGUCCUCGGCCUCCUCCUCUGCUCCUCAGCAAGGAGUCCAGGGAGGAAUGAAAGCCGCAUCCAGCAACAGCGACCUCCUCAACGACCUGUUUGCACCCCCUGCUGCUCAGACAGGAGCAGUGCAGGAAGACUUAUUCUUCAGCGGGUCGACCAGUGGCUCCACACAAGACUCAAAGUCCAUGGGCGACCUGUUUGAUCCGUUUGGGAUGGGGUCUGGCUCCGGUGUCGGCGCCACUGUGGGUUCGUCUCGGCAGGCCUCUGGACCGGACCUGUUUGGAGACUUGUUGGGUACUGAAGGUUCAGCCAACAGUAACCCCACUCCUGCUUCCAACACAAGCCUCUUCAACCUCAAUAAGCUAGUGAAUGAUACCCCCAAGAUGACAUCAUCAGCGAGCCAACCAGACCUGCUGGGUGGUUGGGACAGCUGGGCGGCCGGCACCACCGCUAGCAUGAGCACCACCGCUAACAAACCAAGCUACACCAACACAGCUUCUGGUGCAACAUCUAUGUCGAAGGCCAAAUCUCAGACCUUUGAUCCGUUUGCCGACCUUGGAAACCUGGCCUCCAAUUUGCCAGGUUCCUCCAGCAGUAAUUUCUCGGGGCCUUCUUUUAGCACGAAGGCUCCUGCCUCCUCUGCUAAGCCUCAAGCCCAGCCCUGGCAGUCUGGAAGGCCCGCCUCAGCCCAGAGCAAACCUUGGAUGUCUGGAUCAGGAUCCGGGCCCGCACCCAAAGUACAUUCUGCCGCUCCGCCUGCAGGCGCACAGUCCACUAAACCCAACUACAACCUCAACUUCUCUAGUGUCAUUGGCGGGAGAGAGGACAGAGGAGUCCGCGGGCCUGGAUUUGGCCCCAAGCCAAAGGUAAAGGAGGAUGAUUUUGAGGACCUGCUGUCAACUCAGGGUUUUGCCUCCAGGCCUGAUAGAAAGGGACCAAGGACCAUCGCUGAAAUGAGGAGACAGGAGAUGACGAAAGAAAUUGAUCCACUUAAAUUACAGAUCCUGGACUGGAUUGAGGGGAAGGAGCGGAACAUCCGAGCGCUGCUGUCGACGCUUCACACUGUGCUGUGGGAGGGGGAAACCCGCUGGAGGCCCGUGGGCAUGGCUGACCUGGUGACGCCUGACCAGGUGAAGAAGUACUACAGGAAGGCUGUGCUGAUUGUCCAUCCAGAUAAGGCAACAGGCCAAUCUUAUGAAGAUUACGCUAAAAUGAUCUUCAUGGAAUUGAACGACGCCUGGUCAGAGUUCGAGAACCAGGGAUCCAAAGCACUCUUCUAAAACCCUGGUCUGGAUCCCAGCUAGACCAGCCCAGACCAGACUGGACUGGAUUUGGCCUAACCAAACACGGGUUAGACUGGGCCAGAUUGGACAGGACUGAGCCCACAUUGGGCCUUACGGGGCACGGAGCCUCUGAGAGGUGUCCUCUCUACCAUUCCCUUCACUCCCUUCUUCCUUCUUUACUUUAUUCUGUUUCUACAGUCAAGGAAAAAGACCUUUUGCCUCACGUCCGGCUGUAGGGACAAUUUCCUCACUGGUUGAUAAACGGCCAGGAAAAUAAACAUUGUGAUAGUUCUUAAACUCACUGCCUACCUGUACGACUGCCUGAGAGGUGCUGCAAACAUCUGGAGGGAAGAGUGGGCGACAAUCACACGAAGAAGAAGAAGAAAAUGGAAAAGAAAUCAAAUAAGACUUUUAAAAUGACCAAGCUGAUUAUCAUUAUAAAAUGGUAUUCAGAUAAAAAAAAGAUUCAGUGAGCCCACACUAAUAAAAUGCUGGUAAAUUCUGGCUUUGGCUGGUAAGUUUGUGAUCUGUGCCUGGCACUUUUGCAAACAACCAGUCAUUUUGCUGACUGGUUAAAACAAACUAAAAAACACGGCUGUAUUUCAGCAUGCCAGCCAAUAUGGAAGUGUUUUUAAGCUUAGUUGCCUCAAAAAAAUAACGAAUGUUGAUGAAUCUUGGAACAAACCAGCCACAACAACCAAUGGACAAAAAAAAACUUUUAUCCUGUCUUUAAUGCAGAAGAAGCAGGAUUAAAAUCUCCCCAGGAUUUCAAAAUAAGACGGACGCAUUAAGACUUUGAAGUGGUCCUGCUGCACCUUUUUGGGGUCAACAGGUGGUUGGGUAUGUUGUUGAGCCAUCCUUCUCCAGAAAGACAAGACUCUUGCCUGCUGAACACUACUAGUGCUGCUUCUACCAUUACAGUUACUGCUACACACACUCCUCAGAUUGAUGUUAAAACCUGCAUCCUGAACUUCUGACAAAAGGAGCUGAACUUGUUUUGGAGCCCCAUAUAAACCUAAGCGGGCAGUCUGUUGUUGUGUUUUUUUGAAGUGCUCUUUUAAUUCCACCCACUCAGGCUGUACUGUGUAGCUAACUGCAUGCUCUUCCACACCGAAACCUCUUAUAAAAACAAGAGGUAGGUGUGUUUGAUUUCAAACCAGGGUAGUCCGAAACGGGCGGUGACUCUUUUAUUGAAGUGCUCUUUCUCUUGUAGAGGAGUCUACCUGCCUGAUUGCGCUGCGUGGCAGAAUACAUGCCUUCCCAGCGCUCAUCGCUCAUGAGCGUCUCCAUCAUCACUGUCAUUAUUAACCCCUCUCUUUGUCUCUGUAAGCCCCGCCCACCUCCAGCGCCUAGUUCAGUGGACAUUAUUUGUCAGUUGCAUAGGAGGAGAUCAAAAAAAAAGUGAAGGAAUGAAAGGAGAAUUUGGUGAUUUAAUCUGGUUUGCUCAUGAUUUUUAAGUCUUUCUUGUAUUUUCUGGGGUUCAUUCUGAGCUUUGAGCUUUCGUCAGUUAAUCAUGACUUCAGUGUAAAUAUAAAAAAUAUUAUCAUCCAUCAAGUGGCUUUGUUAAGAUUACAGCCUGGUGUGUUGAUGAGUUACAUGCUUGAGUGUGUGAAUGGUUGUGUGAUUGUGUGUGUGAAAGGUGGAAUGUGUGUGUGUGUGUGUUUCUUUCUGGGGGAAGAUAAUGAAAGACAUGUAAGACAUCAUUCUUGUCUGCAAUCACAAUCUUUUUUCUUUCUUUUUUUUUUCCACAUUUUUGUUUUUGUUGUUUAUCUUUUCAAAAAUAUUUCCAACUUUUGCUUGCUCUUUAUUUCCCUUUAUUUUUUAUUUUACAUUUUACCUCAUGGACCAAUCAAAUCACCUGUUUUCUUAUUUAUUAUUAUGUUUUUGGGGGGAUGGAGGGUCAGGGGUUAUAAUUACAUGUAUUCCUGCACAUUGCUGGCACAAGUGAAAAUUUUCAGAUAAUAUAUAAGUGGAAUGUGCUGAUGUAAGUGGGACAGUUGUUGGUUGAUCACAGUGAGCCUCGUUGUUGCUGUUUUCAUUCCGAAGCAUCUAUUAUUAAUAAGAAUGUGCUUUUACAAAUAUAUAUCCUCUCUGUUGUUAAGCUGUAUGUGUUUAUCAUUUGUCUCCAUAGUCUGUCUUUUUGUUGUUAGCUCUUUGUUUCUUUUUUUUCCUCCCGCUUCUGUUUUGCAUUUUGACAUUUUGUUAAAAUUCCAACACGAGGGGCCAGUAAACCUAAGUAAGAAAAAAAAAAACUGAUGCUUGAAAUUCCUUUUGACAGUAUCAUCAUAUUAUAAAGAGGGAGGAUUGCAAAACCACACAUCAGCAGUGUUUACUGUACCAAAUUACAUCAUACUAAUAUGAAUGUAGAUUUCAAUGCAAAAACAAAUAAUUAAAAAACCUUUGAUUUGAGGCAAAUAUUUUGGUGUUUUAUUGUCUUUUUGCAGAUUCACCUUCACAAGAUAAAUAAGAUAAAGAUUAUCAUGAGAAUGUUUUUAAUAAUUGGAGAGGUAACCAUGAUUAAUUUCCUUUUUAUCAAUGUAAGAAACCUCAGUCGUGUGUAUAUCGUUUUUAUGUAUCUUACUGCACUUCCAGCUCAUUUGGAUUUCUAUUUGGACUCAUGAAUGAACUGAUUAAAUUUUGGUGGUCAAAGGUCA
Molecule: messenger RNA, 6781 nt
Organism: Centropristis striata (black sea bass)
Lineage: Eukaryota; Metazoa; Chordata; Actinopteri; Perciformes; Serranidae
Gene: gak
Product: cyclin G associated kinase
Exons: 29
Coding region: 219-4124 (1301 amino acids)
Biological process (GO): regulation of clathrin-dependent endocytosis; protein phosphorylation; positive regulation of Notch signaling pathway
Cellular component (GO): cytoplasm
Molecular function (GO): protein serine/threonine kinase activity; ATP binding; AP-2 adaptor complex binding
Source: RefSeq, a predicted model, not a curated record